Camelina sativa (false flax) is the source of this 637-nucleotide messenger RNA. RefSeq lists its product as uncharacterized. NCBI's taxonomy places the organism in Eukaryota, Viridiplantae, Streptophyta, Magnoliopsida, Brassicales, Brassicaceae. The record is from RefSeq and is a predicted model, not a curated record.
UUUAAGAGUUUUUUUUUUUUAAUUUGCUCGUAAACCGAAAGAUCUGAAAAAUAAUCACUUAGAAUAGGGAGAGAGUCACACAUACGAUAGAUACAUUAGCUGGUGCUUGUCCAUGGCGAUCAAAGCGGGGAGGGUUUUGAGAACGGCUACUGCUGCGGCGAAGAAGUUCCAUCAGAAACAGUUCUCAGCCGCAUCGUCCGCGUCUACUACACCCACACCGCCUAUUUCUCCAUCUUCCGGUGUUGGAUCAUUUCUGGGUAUUCUCAAGGAACCUCGCUCUGAAUCCGAUUUAUUGAUCUCCAAGUACAUCAGACUCUGCCAGGGACGAUUGACGACGAAGAAAGGUGAUUUCACAGAGGAUAAGCUAACGAAGUUGUUGGCUGGUGAAGACAAGAUUGGGAUUGGUGAGACCAUGAAUUUGCUAGAGGGCCGCAAAACUGGGAUUGAAUCUUCUAAAAACAAUGCUCCAUCCAUUGACAAGCCCAAAGCCAAGAAAAAAUAGUUCCUCUGUUUCAUCAGAGUGUUGUACCGCUUCGAGCUUUUGCAUUCUUGGUUUGCAAGUUUGUUUGUUUUUUUUUGGAUUUCAACAAGUUGCUGUAUGAAUCACUAUAUAAGAUCCAAAACAUCAAUUUUAUUA